AUGAACCAAACAAUCCUGGUCAACCCGCUCGAGACAGGCGCAUGUCCAGCAUUUGCGCCCUUUUUUGGAUUUAUGGGAGCGGCCAGUGCGACAAUCCUUUCAUCAUUCGGUGCUGCUUAUGGAACUGCAAAAUCUGGAAUUGGAAUUGCGGGGAUGGGUACUUUUAGACCUGAUUUGAUUAUGAAGAGUUUGAUUCCUGUUGUUAUGGCUGGUAUCAUUGCGGUAUACGGCCUCGUCGUAUCCGUCCUCAUAGCAGGCUCGCUCAACCCGGCAGACUCAUACUCGCUCUUCGCUGGGUUUGUGCAUAUGGCUGCUGGACUAUCAUGUGGAUUUUCAGGGCUAGCAGGUGGCUACGCAAUUGGAAUCGUCGGUGAUGUUGGUGUGCGCCAGUAUGCCUUCCAGCCACGAUUGUUUGUGGGGAUGGUGCUGAUACUUAUUUUUGCGGAGGUGUUGGGGCUGUAUGGGUUGAUUGUUGCGCUUAUAUUGAAUACGAAGGCAAAGAGUGACUGCUUUUGA
This is a messenger RNA of Synchytrium microbalum, 516 nucleotides long. RefSeq lists its product as uncharacterized. Gene Ontology annotation, cellular component: proton-transporting V-type ATPase, V0 domain. The coding region runs from base 1 to 516 and encodes 171 amino acids. The transcript has 4 exons. The record is from RefSeq and is a predicted model, not a curated record. Gene Ontology annotation, molecular function: proton-transporting ATPase activity, rotational mechanism. NCBI's taxonomy places the organism in Eukaryota, Fungi, Chytridiomycota, Chytridiomycetes, Synchytriales, Synchytriaceae. Gene Ontology annotation, biological process: proton transmembrane transport.